Paraglomus occultum is the source of this 354-nucleotide messenger RNA. Lineage: Eukaryota; Fungi; Glomeromycota; Glomeromycetes; Paraglomerales; Paraglomeraceae. The record is from the annotation of a GenBank genome assembly.
AAUGGAGAAACCAGAUGCACUGAUUCUGAUUGGUCCAUUCGUUUCGCAAACGCGAUCGACGCGAAUGUCUCCGCAAGCUAUCUUUUCGGCAUAUAUUUCAAAGCCGCUAGAAGUCUUUUGCUCAAUAUCACCCAAAACAACAGUGAUACUUGUCCCGAGUCUUGAAGAUAAAAUUUACCAGCCAGCUACAUUUCCACAGUCCGCAAUGACUGCUCGUAGUUUGAAGAUUCCAGAGUCCGUCUAUUCUCUUCCCAAUCCAUGCUCUUUUCAAUUGAACGGGAUUGGAAUCGGAGUGUGCACAAUAGAUUUAUUGGAACAUGUUGCAAAGGAAGAGGUCACAAAGGGUGUUUGCAA